Molecule: messenger RNA, 3158 nt
Organism: Mus pahari (shrew mouse)
Lineage: Eukaryota; Metazoa; Chordata; Mammalia; Rodentia; Muridae
Gene: Zfp3
Product: ZFP3 zinc finger protein
Exons: 2
Coding region: 516-2027 (503 amino acids)
Source: RefSeq, a predicted model, not a curated record
UCCCCGGGGCCGGUCUAGGAAACCGGGAGGACCCUGCGCGUCAGUGGUCAAGGGACACAGUGGGUUUCGCGAGGUGCAUUGGGACAUUCCAGCCAGCCGACCCGCCCUGCCCGGCCAGGCGAAGAUGGGGUGAACGAGGGCGAGAACGGCAGACGGGAGAGCUGGGACGGGCAUGGGGGCGGGGGCCCGCCGGCCACCUGUUCCUCCCGCGAGUGCGGCUCGCGCGGAUUGGCCGCGGAGCGCCCGGCACCGGAAGUGGCCGGCGUGGGUCGCCCGUGACACCAGACAACAGCUGCGGUUCUGUGCGCGCCGCGGUGCAGCGCCCCGGGCCCGGCGGAGUGAGCGUGGGCGGCAUCCGCCAGCGGUCAGCAGCAGUCCGCCAUUGCCUCACUGGUGGGGCUGUCUUUGGGUCUUACCAAUGCCGUGUCCAGGCCCUGUGUCCCCACCUGCAAUGUCAUUUUGAUAGCACACAGAGCAGCCUCACAUGAGUACCCUCUCUCCUUUCAGGAUGUGACAUGGGGACUGAGAAAAAGGGGGUGCUUCCCAAGGAAGAAACUUCUGAAGACUCUGAGCCACAUGGGCCAACAGUAGAAAAGCUUGCACAGGAGGUUUGCCACGGCCAUGAGUUUGGAAAAGCAAGCGAGGAAGACAUAUCAGAGGGACAUUUGAGAGAGUCCUCGAAAGAGAUCAUAGGACAGAUGUUCCCUCAGGAGAGAGACUUUGCAUCCGGGUUACUCAUCUUCAAGGAGUCCUCCUCAGGUGAGAAAGACCGGAAAACCAGUGAGAGCCUGAGAGGCUUCAGCUGUAACCCGAGUGUACUGAUGUGCCAUGGAGGCGCUACGACUGAGAGGGCCAGCGCAUGUGCUGCCUCUGGCCACAACUUUCUGGGGAGUAUAGAGCUUACUAAAGCGCAGGAGACUCCUGUGGGAGAGAAACCUCACACGUGUAAAGAGUGCGGGAAAGCUUUUAAUCAGAACUCACACCUCAUCCAGCAUAUGAGAGUCCAUAGCGGAGAAAAACCCUUCGAAUGCAAAGAGUGUGGAAAGACCUUUGGGACCAACUCCAGCCUUCGAAGGCACCAGAGAAUUCAUGCCGGAGAGAAACCCUUUGCUUGCACUGAGUGUGGUAAGGCCUUCAUUCAGAGCUCACAUCUGAUCCACCAUCACAGAAUCCAUACUGGAGAAAGGCCUUACAAAUGUGAAGAGUGUGGGAAAGCCUUCAGUCAGAACUCAGCCCUUAUUCUGCAUCAGAGAAUCCACACUGGAGAGAAACCCUAUGAGUGUAAUGAGUGUGGGAAGACCUUCCGGGUUAGCUCACAGCUCAUCCAGCAUCAGAGAAUCCACACAGAGGAGAGGUACCACGAGUGCAGCGAGUGCGGCAAAGCCUUCAAGCACAGCUCUGGCCUCAUCAGACACCAGAAAAUCCACACGGGAGAAAAACCCUAUCUGUGUAACGAAUGCGGGAAAGGCUUUGGUCAGAGUUCGGAGCUUAUCCGCCAUCAAAGAAUCCACACGGGGGACAAGCCCUAUGAGUGCAGUGAAUGCGGGAAAACUUUUGGCCAGAACUCAGAAAUUAUUAGACAUAUCAGAAUUCAUACCGGGGAGAAGCCCUAUGUGUGCAAAGAAUGUGGGAAGGCCUUCAGGGGUAACUCGGAGCUCCUGAGACACGAGAGGAUUCACACUGGGGAGAAACCCUAUGAGUGCUUUGAGUGUGGGAAGGCUUUCAGGCGGACCUCUCAUCUGAUUGUCCACCAGAGGAUCCACACUGGGGAGAAGCCCCACCAGUGUAAUGAGUGCGCAAGAACCUUCUGGGACAGUGCUGAGCUGCUGCUCCACCAGAGAAUCCAUAUUGGAGAGAAGCCGUAUGAGUGUGGUGAAUGCGAGAAGACGUUCAGCCAGCACUCCCAGCUCACCAUCCACCAGAGAAUUCACACCGGAGAAAAGCCAUAUGAGUGUCAGGAGUGUCAGAAGGCCUUCAGUCGGAGUUCCCACCUCCUCCGGCACCAGAGCGUCCACUGUAGUGAGUGAUGUGGAGACCAGGAGGAGGUGGUGUGAGGAAGCUGGAGGCAGGCUUCUCCAUUGCUCUGUACCCGGGCCCUAGGAUCAGAUGAAGGGACAGGGCCUCCCCUGCCCAUCCGCUGAGAGUGUGCCAGUCAUCAGCUGAAAGUGAUGAGGCAGUUUUAUGAACUAUUUAUUGAGAAGUUUCAGUGUACUAAAUUAAAUCAUGAAAGUUGUCUCCGGCCUUAAUCUUCCUCUGGCCUUUCCUUCCCUCUGUCUGUCUCCACAGGGUUCUGUACACGUGUCUGGCCUAAAUGGUUGUUGUUCUUUAUGAAAAGUGGGGACAGGCUUCACCAUUCCUGAGAGCCAGCGGGUUGACAGGAAGGUGCACCCUCUCCUGCCCGCUGCUCAGCUUCGGAAUACUUCAGUUAACCUUCCCUUCCGCUUCUUUUUUUUAAGCCUCAAAAUCUCUCAGGCUUAGUGAUCAUAAUGAAAAGGCAGGAAGCUUGCAUCUUUUCACACCUCCUGAUAGAGUCCUUAUUUAUCUGAAGAGGUUUCUAUGAAAAGGAAAAAGUUUAUAGGAUAGGAACCGGAAGCCUGAAAACCCAGAGGGUGGAGAAACAGUGGAAGCCAGGCUACUGAGCAUGGGCAGAAGUGGCUUGUUAACAGCUAUCCUCGCUUCAGCGCUGUGUGCAGACUGCCCAGGCAGGCAGGCACCUGCUGCAUGCCCUUGGUCGCAGCUCCUGCUGUUGCAGCCGUUCUGUUAGAAAUAGCAAGCAGGACCCUGUGGCCUUUCUCUGCCAGACUGCUGGCCGUGGUGUGAGCUGGGUACCUGGCUAACCAGGCCCCGCCCUUCCAACCUUGAGCUCUCAUGACCACCCAGCUGGGGCUCUGGGUAACAGAUGGUAUGUGAAGCCUCUUUGGCUUGUCUGAUGGGCAUAGAAUUCUUUUUCAAUAUCUCUAGAAGUCUUCUGUGUCCUCCAUGUCUCACGACUCCACGUUUGGGGUAGGCAGUGGGAACAGCAAUGACACUAAAGAAAACCCAGGAGUCUGGGCUCUCACCUGAGAGCUGUCCCUUCAGGAAGGCCCUUCAGUCCCUGCUGUCAGGUUCUCUCAUCUGCAGCGCGAGGGGUGUUGCGUGUCAGCCAGCCUCUAAGGAAA